AUGGUCAUCUGCCACCUUCCUUCUUCAGGUUUCAGGAACUGCCCUCCGCCCUACACCCACGUCCUCGGCGAGUGCUUUUACAUCCACAUGUACAUCCCCCUCCUGACGUGGAAGGAAGCGCAGACCUUCUGCAAGCAGGCAGGAGGCAUCCUCGCUGAGCCCAAGCACUUCGGAGCAGUCGUGGCUCAACUGUACAACAGCGGAAUGGCCGAAAAAAUCUUCCGAGGCAUCUUCAACCGCCUGUGGGUCGGCGGAGAACGGGUCAGCCCCAACAGCACCGAAUUCAAGUGGACCUCCGGUCGUACCAUCGACGACCCCGUCUCUGGACUGGACCCAGUCUACGACGACGGGCCAGGCGACUGCGUCAUGCUGACGAUGUACAAGGACGGGCCGUUCGAACUGAAGGCCAAGGACUGCCAGAUCAAGACGCAUUACGUCUGUCAGUUGCCCUAG
This is a messenger RNA of Macrobrachium nipponense, 453 nucleotides long. RefSeq lists its product as uncharacterized. The coding region runs from base 1 to 453 and encodes 150 amino acids. Lineage: Eukaryota; Metazoa; Arthropoda; Malacostraca; Decapoda; Palaemonidae. The transcript has 2 exons. The record is from RefSeq and is a predicted model, not a curated record.